This is a messenger RNA of Ylistrum balloti, 2692 nucleotides long. RefSeq lists its product as uncharacterized. The record is from RefSeq and is a predicted model, not a curated record. Bases 44 to 1675 code for a protein of 543 amino acids. The transcript has 11 exons. Gene Ontology annotation, biological process: programmed cell death. NCBI's taxonomy places the organism in Eukaryota, Metazoa, Mollusca, Bivalvia, Pectinida, Pectinidae. Gene Ontology annotation, cellular component: cytoplasm.
UCUGAAGCAUAAGAAGGCAGACAUCACUGUCAACUGUAACAUCAUGGGGUCGUCACUGACAGAAAACACAUUGUUCCGAUUGGCUACCAAAAAGUUUGUCAAAUCGGUUGGUGGCCCCACCCUAUUACCGGUGCCGAACGUCCAAGCUGGUCAUGUGCUGUUACCACUUAGUAUUGUUGUAAAACAUUCAUCUAAUAAAUGGUUUCGCCGAAAAAAGUGCGAGUAUUCAAUCAGGGAAACCAAGCUCACUGAGGUACUGGAGGACAAAUCAGAUCUGGACGUGGAGAUAACUGAAAUCAAAGAUCACGUUGCCAACUUGAGAAAUUCAAACUGCACUUGCGUAAGCGGGAAGACAGGCUUCAGUCUUUUUGAAACCCUGUUUGCACGUGGUAAAAUUGUGAAAUAUACCUGUCACUCAUUUACCUCAGGUAGAACAGAGGCAAAGUAUAUAACAAAGAGAGACCUUUUGGAAGCAUUAAAGAACAGAAAAAUUGACGUGAAGGAUCCUGAGAUCUCGCAGAUUAUCAAAGCCAAUAGGAAUGCUGUGCUUUGUGUUGUUGUUAGUGUAAUACGGACCACAGAACGAGUGGAUAUAACAGAGCAAAUAAAGAAAGAGAUCGAGGGAUGCUUACAGGUUGACGUACCCGACGCAAUAGGGGGUAUAUCAUUCGGAGGAGGAAUGCAGGCAAGUCCACAACUCUCCAUUGAUCCCACUGUUUUAGCUUAUGAGGUGUGCGAGCUGAAGGUUGAUAUGACGGAUGGGACCAUUGAGGUUCUUCUGGAGCCUGAUUUAUAUGGUGGAUUUUACAACUUUCCACAUGAACUGGACAAAUGUGAAGCCAUAGCGGAAUAUCCUACAGAGAAUUUUAUGCGUACCUUAUACGAAAAGUUGACCAAAAUGCCUGUUGAAGAUCGGACCACUAUCAAGGAGAUGGUCAUGAUGUCAGCUGAUGAUGUAGAUAUCAUAUGCCAGAUCCUGUUCCUGGCUGACACUUUAGAUAAAAAUGAAUCAAGGAAAGAGAAAAUCGAAACUGAUUCAUUUGAUACCACGAGCAUUUCAACUGGAUAUCAUUCUGAGCCAACAACACCUUCGGAUGAUGAUGUCACAACGCCUAUUGAUUCUCUGUUCCUGGCUGACACUUUAGAUAAAAAUGAAUCAAGGAAAGAGAAAAUCGAAACUGAUUCAUUUGAUACCACGAGCAUUUCAACUGGAUAUCAUUCUGAGCCAACAACACCUUCGGAUGAUGAUGUCACAACGCCUAUUGAUUCUGGUGCUGAAAAUCACUUCCGGCCGAUUGUGUCCCGGACGAUGACUUUUCGGAGAAUGCUUGAAGUAAUAGGGUGGCGCAGAAUGGGUGAUACCAUGGUUCAGCCAACUGAUAAGGAACAGAUAUGUUUUUUCCAUUGCUUUUUUGUUUUGCUGAAAAGACUACAUCAAGAAAUGCCUGAUAUAGUGAAAAGUAUUAACACUUUAACGUCUAGGACAAGAAAUCAGCUGUUGGAAACAUGCCGUUUGAAGUGGGUUCCUAAUGAAGAGGACGAAACCGAUAUGAAAAAAGUUCAGGUGUGUAUUGAAACGGAAGAGCUCAGUCAGUUUGAACAGCUUUGCGGAUACCUGCAGGAGUGUGAUCAAAUGACAUGCGCUAUAUUCUCAAUGCUCCUUGCUCAUUCUUGAUAUCCUGAUUGGGUGGAAUGGAAUGUCUUGCAGGAUUCACUGGAACUUUAUUUCAGACUAACGUCAUUGUUUGAAGAACUUUUCACCGAUGGAUGCUGGCUAUCAAUUUCACAGUUAAACAGUGCGCUUGUGGGCUCGGCCGUUACUAUUUUGGUUAAACACUGUACUUUGUAUAGCAUCUUUAAGGAACUGCUGCUCGGCUGUCAGACAGUGAAAUUUACAUUUCAUCGUCUGUAAAUAACUUGUUCGGUCGUUAAACAAUAGACUUUAUAAAGUUACAUCGUCUGUAAAUAACUUGUUCGGUCGUUACACAAUAGACUUUAUAAAAUUACAUCGUCUGUAAAUAACUUGUUCGGUCGUUAAACAAUAGACUUUAUAAAGUUACAUCGUCUGUAAAUAACUUGUUCGGUCGUUAAACAAUAGACUUUAUUAAUUUACAUCGUCUUUAAAGGAAGGUCGGCGCGUAAUGCUUCUCUCGUCACGCCAGCGGUUCCUGACAGUUUCAGCAGUAAUGGGUCUGCCAUUAUUACCCGAGGUAGACGACGCAGUCUCUACAAUAUCUUGAAUCUGUUGCGCAAGUGCGGCAAUCGGAUCGCCCUGUCUUGUCGCUACACGCGGUCUACCGUUCCUUGGACGAUCGGGAACUACCCCAGUAGCAUAGAAACGUGUAUAGAGACGGUUAAUUGUACAUUGGACAAAGCCACACUGCCGUGCGACAGCAGUUUGGCUAUGACCAUCCAUCAACAUCGCAAUUGCUCUACCCUGUGGAUUUGCGUUAAGCGUGGCAUCUCGGUCCAUGGCGGAAUCAAACUGUCAACAUGGAAAAUUAAUCACGCCGCAUGAUUUGGACUACAGAAGCUUAUAAAGUCAGACAACGACAUCGUCACGCUGAUUUUAGGGUAGAUUGUCGAGAAGGGAGAUCACUCUUGAUGUAAAACAUGUAUCUAAUAAUGACUUUAAUUUGUAUGUUGUUAUCGUAUUUAUAGAAAUGAAAUAAAGAAUGAUCAAAACCAACAA